Molecule: messenger RNA, 3134 nt
Organism: Numida meleagris (helmeted guineafowl)
Lineage: Eukaryota; Metazoa; Chordata; Aves; Galliformes; Numididae
Gene: NAPB
Product: NSF attachment protein beta
Exons: 11
Coding region: 74-964 (296 amino acids)
Biological process (GO): synaptic transmission, glutamatergic; regulation of synaptic vesicle priming; SNARE complex disassembly
Cellular component (GO): terminal bouton; vacuolar membrane; synaptobrevin 2-SNAP-25-syntaxin-1a complex
Molecular function (GO): soluble NSF attachment protein activity; syntaxin binding
Source: RefSeq, a predicted model, not a curated record
CUCCCGGAGGAGGAAGAGGAGGAGGAGGAGGAGGAAGAGGAGGCGGCUCCGGGCCUGGCCGAACGCUGCCGCGAUGGACAGCUCGGGGAAGGAGCGGGAGGCCGUGCAGCUGAUGGCCGAGGCCGAGAAGCGGGUGAAGGGCUCGCACUCCUUCCUGCGGGGGCUCUUCGGGGGGAACACCAGAGUGGAGGAGGCCUGCGAGAUGUACACCAGGGCCGCAAACAUGUUCAAGAUCGCCAAAAACUGGAGCGCUGCAGGGAACGCCUUCUGCCAGGCGGCCAAGCUGCACAUGCAGCUGCAGAGCAAGCACGACUCGGCCACCAGCUUUGUGGACGCUGGGAACGCCUACAAAAAAGCAGACCCGCAAGAGGCCAUCAACUGCUUAAAUGCAGCUAUCGAUAUCUACACCGACAUGGGGCGGUUCACCAUCGCGGCCAAGCACCACAUCACCAUCGCGGAGAUCUACGAGGCCGAGCUGGUUGACAUCGAGAAGGCGAUCGCGCACUACGAGCAGGCUGCGGACUAUUACAAAGGAGAAGAGUCCAACAGCUCAGCCAACAAAUGUCUGCUGAAGGUGGCAGCCUACGCCGCGCAGCUGGAGCAGUACCAGAAGGCGAUAGAAAUCUACGAGCAGGUCGGGACAAACACAAUGGAUAACCCUUUGCUGAAGUACAGCGCGAAGGAGUAUUUCUUCAAAGCUGCCCUGUGCCACUUCAUCGUGGACGAGCUGAACGCUAAGCUCGCGCUUGAGAAGUACGAAGAGAUGUUCCCAGCGUUCACAGAUUCACGGGAGUGCAAGCUAUUGAAAAAACUGCUGGAAGCCCACGAGGAGCAAAACUCCGAGGCGUACACCGAGGCAGUUAAAGAAUUCGAUUCGAUAUCGCGGUUGGAUCAGUGGCUCACAACCAUGCUGCUUCGCAUCAAGAAGUCAAUCCAAGGAGAAGGGGACGGGGACCUGAAGUGAAUUGUUCGUGGUGUUUGUGGCAUGCAGCCUCAGUCAUUUGUUCUCGUGUUCCAGCCAAGGACCACCACAGGAUACGUGAUAAAAUAUCUAGCUUAAUUUUGUUGCUUCUAAGUCCAAAUGACUGUGUGUUUCUUUAGUACCCUGCUCUUUGUUGUGACAACGUGGGUAGAUGAGCAGCGAUGCUCUGGGUAUCACGGGCAGAUUUUUCUAAGGUGAAAGGAACACUUCUGGCAGAAAUCUUUGUGUUUUUCGUUAUUGAUGAGCCCAAAGUUUGCACUUGGAACAACUCCUUUCUUCCCUUCCUGUUCUGUCUUAAGGUUCAGUAGCACUGAGUGAAGCAUGUAAAUAUUAUUUGUCUGUGCCAGUGCAGUACAAGUAAUAGAUUCUGCUCUGCUUCCGUAUCGUUCUUGGUUCCUGUUUUUAAAUGGACCUCUGCCAGAUGCACUUGGAUCUUGGUUUUUUUGAUGACUGAGCUUUUUACAUGGUGCUAGUGAAAGGCUUUGUGACUCUUAGACACGGGAUGCACGGAUAGAUACGAGGGCCUGGUGCUGAAAGCAUUGCACACCAGAGGACAGGACUGCUUAGAUGGGUGAGCCCUGCCAGUGGUGGGCGGGAGCAGACCUAGUGAAUUGUGUAUUUUGUAUUUAAGAUCUAAAUAUAAAACGUAAGGCUCUUCUCUAUUUUCUUGGAUCUAUUUUUCCACUUUAUUUCGUGGCACACCCCCAGCCCUGCUACCCUAAGCUGACUUGACCCAAGUAACAAUAUAUUUUUCUAACUUUUCAUUUACAUCAGCUCCUGUUGCUGUCUCCUGCGGGUCUUUUGUGCGUGCCAGGCAGUUACCCCUUAGUUUCUGACCCUUUUGCUGUUGGCUGAGCUGCCUCGUUGUUGUGACGUGCAGAGGUGCUGGCAGAGCCCUGGCAUCGAGCAGGAGCCUCGUCUUAGUUGUCUGGGUGACAGAUGGGAUCGAGCGUGCUCUGAGAAGAUGUAGGCGCUUUAGAAAUUCUUGUUGUCACUUCAGAGACGUGUUUUAAAAUGUCUGCAACCACGCUGUGGGGCUGGCGGUGAUUAAGCUACCUACACCCCAGCGCGUGCACUGAGGGAUUUGUGAGCCUAUGCAGGCUGGCAGUGGUUGGCACUUGGCAUCUCUCCGCUGUGGAGCGACUCUCAGAUGUGCUGGUGAUGUGCUAAGGAUGGAAACGUAGCUGCUUUGUUUGGUGUUUAUGGCAGCUCUGGUGGGCGCUGCUGCAGUUGGGACUCUGCCCUGUUUCUCUUGCUGUAGGGACUGUGUUGGCUUUCAUUGCUUUUUGCUUUCAAUCUAGAUAUUUAUUGGAGUAGAACACCAUUGGAUGGACAGACAGGCUGCCUGACCUAAAAGCAGUUUGUUAUUCUAGAAGCAGUACUGUUAUUUCCCUCUUGCUUGAGCAUAAGAAAACCAAAAAUCACUCCUGGGCCAUGUUCUGGUUUUCUUUUCUGACUGUUCCCACCAGUCACGUAAACUGUUCUAUGCAUCAGAACAUGAAAGGUGAGAGCCAGGAGCUGGGCAGGCCUAGGGUGAGUCCACUACGAAGCCAGGAAGAUGCUCAGUCUCCCACCCAACUUCAGUUUCCUCACUUCUCAGAGGUGUUUUUCCACCCACUUAGAGCAGAAGUUGGAUGGGUUGCAGAUAUGGUCUCAUUUUGUGCAAGAGGGUCCCAAGAUGCAGCUGCUGCUGAACUCACCUGGGCUUGGACCCAUUUUGGUUUCAUUUUGCUAAGCGUAGGCACGUCCUGUGGAGGGGUUUGACUUCUGUUAAUGUCACACAGAACCAAGGCACGCGUUUUAUGCCUUUUUUUUGGUUAGUUCUUCCCAUUGUCAGUAUUGUGCCCAGCUGUGAUAAGAUGCUGCUGUUGCUGGUGGACCAGAAGACCGUUCCCUUGGGGUUCUGCGGUCUGUUGCUGUGCUCUGGAGUAAAUAUCAUUACAAUACAAAUGUUUGUUCUGUAUAAAUAGGCUACAGCAUGACCUCCAGUGUAUCAGUUGACCAUUGUAACAGUUUUAAAAUGACAAUCUGCCACUCUGCUGUCUUCCUUCCCCCCAGUACACAUACUAUGAAAACUUAUUAAUGAAAUGGCCUUAGCAGGAAUAUGAUGUCUUGUGUGAAUCUGUACAUUAAUAAAGUGAAAAAUCAUGAA